CCUCAUGGUCCAUCACAUCAUCAUCAGAAAGGUACUCUUCAGCCACCAUUUCAACAAUUUCUUCAGGAUUUAAUUUUUCAAAACCAUCAUUCAUCAACCUCUCUAUAAAAGGCUUUCUGAGGUUGCUGAAGAAACGUUUCUGGAACCAUAUCAGCAUCUUGUAUAUCUUGUGUUGAUACUACAUUGUUCUUCUGCGUUUCUGAAAGGAUCUUCUUCUCCUCCACGUGAUAGUUCGCGUGUCCUUCCUCAUUCAUUUUAAUUUUCUUUGUGCUUCCGCCCGAAAGAUCUUUCUCUUGUGGAAAUCUUUUUUCAACGUCCGUAAAUUAACUUUCAAAAACAAUUUUUCCUUCUCAAAAUUCUUUUUUCUUUAGAGACAGUACUUUUUACAUUAACUAAUCAAUCAAUAGUAACUAUCUCCCUACUUUUUUAUACUAAAAAUAUUGGCUUUACAUUUUCCAUUUAUCACUUUUAUCAACUUUCUCUUUAUCCCUUUAUCCAAUAAAAAAUCUCGUGACAGAAUGAUAGAACCCGCCGCCUCCCCGUAACGGAUUCUGCGGAUACUUAGUUAGUAGUUACCGACUUACCGUCCCAUCCCAAACCCCCCAAAUGAUAAACCCUAGAUUCGUCAAUUAACCUUCAACUCCCACACAGGCUUUUGCAUUUCAUACUUCAAAGUUCGAUUCUUUCAACCUUUAACCCAAAAGAUUCUCCCUCUUCGUCCAUGUCCUUCUUCUUCACCUUCCUCAAUUCAAGCUCCUCUUGCAGCAGCUUACAUGUAACGAUAACAACACAAUUCGCGGUAAAAGGGAGUUUUUGAGGUUUUAAGAGUUGUUUUCGGUGAAUGAUGGAGGCUCGAGUUGGUAUUGUAGUAGAAGGUGGGCAGAAAGCCCUUAACGCCGCCCACGGCACCGUAGUCGAUGGCGGCGGGGCAGCUAAGUUUCUGCCGCAUAAUAAUCGCCGGAACCAGCAGCAGCAGCAGAAUCAACAACAGCGGCAGAAGUCGCAGAUAGGAAGCGUUCAUCAGCUUCUUGCUGGCGGCAUCGCCGGUGCUUUCAGCAAAACCUGCACUGCACCCCUUGCUCGCCUCACUAUCCUUUUUCAGAUACAAGGUAUGCAUUCUGAUAUGGCAACAUUGAGCAAGCCUAGCAUAUGGUUUGAAGCUUCCCGUAUUGUCAAUGAAGAAGGAUUUAGAGCAUUUUGGAAAGGCAAUAUGGUUACCAUUGUUCAUCGUCUCCCAUAUUCUGCUGUCAACUUCUAUGCCUAUGAACACUACAAGAAUCUAUUACAGUCACUGAUUGGUGAGAAUCAUAGCGGAAAUGCUAGUAAAAACCUAUUUGUGCACUUUGUGGGUGGUGGUUUAGCAGGUAUAACAGCUGCUUCUGCCACAUAUCCUUUGGAUCUUGUGAGAACGCGACUUGCAGCACAGAGAAGUGCUGUAUACUAUAGGGGCAUCUCACAUGCUUUCAGUACCAUUUGUAGGGAAGAAGGUUUCUUUGGUCUGUACAAGGGCCUUGGAGCAACAUUGCUGGGUGUUGGGCCCAAUAUUGCUAUUAGUUUUUCUGUUUAUGAGGCCUUACGUUCUUUUUGGAAGUCCCAAAGGCCCGAUGAUUCUACUGUCAUGGUCAGUCUUGCUUGUGGAAGUCUUUCGGGAAUUGCAUCAUCGACAGCAACAUUUCCUUUAGAUCUCGUAAGACGGAGGAUGCAAUUAGAGGGUGCUGGUGGUCGAGCUCGUGUUUAUAACAGUGGUUUGUUUGGGACAUUUAGGCGCAUAGUUCAAAAUGAAGGGUUGCGAGGUCUGUACAGAGGGAUUUUGCCCGAGUAUUACAAGGUUGUUCCUGGUGUGGGCAUUGUCUUUAUGACUUAUGAGACACUGAAGAUGCUUCUAGGAGAUAUUUGAAUCGUCAAUUUCCCCUAGUUUAUCCCAAAGAAACAUUCCAUUUGACCUUGUAAGGUGCAUAGUGCUUGUGGUUGUGGUUGAGCUCUUGUCUGUAAUACUAUGAUUUAUGGAUUACAAUACAAAGCGGUUAUUCGUAAUCAGGACUAUGACUUAUGAGACAUUGAAGGGGCAUUUUCAAUAGUCAGUUUCAUGCGUCUAAUGGUAGUGUUAGCUGAAUUUGAUUUGAGUGGAGUAUGACUUUUCAGGGAAAAGGAUAUGCUUUAAUUUAAGAUUUCAUGGCUUCACAUGUUUCUAGGAAAUUUUGUAGUUAAUUUUGAUGUUACUACCUAUGUAAUUUGUUAGGUAGUUGUAGCUCAUGAGUUACUUCAAUUGUACUAAUUUCGGAUUUAGAUUUGAUCUAUACUGAAGUUAAUCAACAAAGGGACCAUGUUGCAGGACAUUUGUUUUCUUGGUAAUGUCCUUGGAAGUCUCUUUUUUACAAAUUUUGAUGAAAUAAUAUAUCAUUGUUGGAGA
Molecule: messenger RNA, 2410 nt
Organism: Arachis duranensis
Lineage: Eukaryota; Viridiplantae; Streptophyta; Magnoliopsida; Fabales; Fabaceae
Exons: 8
Coding region: 842-1897 (351 amino acids)
Biological process (GO): transmembrane transport
Source: RefSeq, a predicted model, not a curated record